Suillus fuscotomentosus is the source of this 576-nucleotide messenger RNA. RefSeq lists its product as uncharacterized. The coding region runs from base 1 to 576 and encodes 191 amino acids. The transcript is spliced from 3 exons. The record is from RefSeq and is a predicted model, not a curated record. Lineage: Eukaryota; Fungi; Basidiomycota; Agaricomycetes; Boletales; Suillaceae.
AUGUGUGCCACGCGCCUAUAUCACAUUCCUGACAUUGUGCAUGGACCAUCGCAGUUGGAUGAUGUUUUGAAAACUAAGAAGACUCUGGCACAUCAUCCGAUGAUAAGCGGUGGACGACGAGCAAUACUUUACCUGCGGGAAUGUGAUCGAGCCUUAUUGGUUCCAGCGCCAUUGACAAUUGGUGUGGACGAGCUGGAAUCAACGAGCGAUCUGCACACAUUUCAAUGGUUAAAUGAGUUUGGUGAACAAGCAGCGAUCAUUCGGCCGGACGUCACGAGGACUGCCAUUUCUAGACAUCCAAAAUCACGAGCGAAACUGCCAUGGACACUCAUUGUCUGUGUAGAAGACCAUCAUGACAGCAGACCGAAUUACUUAUUGCAUACCCUUGGUGUCCCGUUCGCAGGUUUCGAGAACGUGUAUAUGCCUAAUGGCAAUGUCCUUGUUCUCAAACGAAGCGAAAUAAAUUGCAAAGACAUACUCGAUGUCAAUCCCAGUGACCUAGGACUCAUCACUGAUGUGAUUGUGAACGCAUACAUUAAAGAUGAAUUGCCUGGUGCAGGUCUGAUACAAAAUUGA